Molecule: messenger RNA, 4287 nt
Organism: Pyrus x bretschneideri (Chinese white pear)
Lineage: Eukaryota; Viridiplantae; Streptophyta; Magnoliopsida; Rosales; Rosaceae
Product: syntaxin-22
Exons: 8
Coding region: 689-1549 (286 amino acids)
Biological process (GO): intracellular protein transport; vesicle-mediated transport; vesicle fusion
Cellular component (GO): endomembrane system; membrane; SNARE complex
Molecular function (GO): SNAP receptor activity; SNARE binding
Source: RefSeq, a predicted model, not a curated record
AUUUAAAUAUGAUUUUAUUUAUACAUAAAUAAAAUCAUGCCCUUGUUUAAUUUUUAUUUACUUUUAUUCAAUUUAAAUUUUAAAAGUAAAUAUAUAAGUUACGCAAUGAAAUAAAUAUAUUAGUAUUGAAAAAGGUUAAAUGGCUAAUUAGGGAUGAAAUCGAAACUCCUCCGACCUUAAGAGAUAGAUCAGAGCAUCAUCACUAAAUUGGAAAAAAAAAAUCGGAAACUACCAACGUUUUGCUAGUAUCAGCAAAACAAAAAUAUCCAUAGCUUUCUAGUGUUGUUUACUCUUUAUUUUUUAAGCACGGCGGGCUAAGUUUAACUCCAUUUGUUUUAAUUUAAUUUAGAAAGAAAUAGUAAAAAGUGCGCAAUUUAUUGAAAAAUAUUUAAAUAAUUCUUUUUUACUAUUAAAAAUGUUUAUAUAUUAUAAGAACAAAAAAAAAAAAAAAAGUAGACAGUUCAUUAGAAUUUUGAAUAAAAAUGUAUGUUUACUAUUAAAAAAGUGUCCCUAAUAAUAAAAAAAAUAUGUCUAAGAAUUUUUGAAUAAAAAAAAAAUUUUGCGAGGGCUUAUAUUAAUUUUUCGUUUAAGGUAUUCAGUCAAUCUCUGAUAAGCAGCUAGUGAAUCUGUGAUGCGCCCUCUCCUCCCAACUGAUCUUAUUAGAAAUUAACAAGAAAGAAAGGAAGAAAUGAGCUUUCAAGAUGUGCAGAGUGGCGGAGGAGGAAGGGGAAGGAAGGCAUCGGCGUCUCCGCCUCAAGCGGUGGCUGCGGGCAUAUUCCAGAUCAACACUGCCGUUGGCACUUUCCGUAGAAUGGUCGAUGCCAUCGGGACUGCCAAGGACACUUCCGAUCACCGCCAGAAGCUGCACAACACGAGGCAACGCAUACUUGAGCUGGUAAAAGAAACGUCUGCCAAGCUCAAAUCCCUCACCCAAUCUGAUCGCCAAUCCAAUGUCAAUCCGAGUAAGCAGAUCGAAGAUGCUAAGCUUGCAAGAGAUUUCCAGACCACAUUGCAAGAAUUUCAGAAAGUUCAACAGCUCGCCUCUGAGCGCGAGUCUACUUACAUGCCUUCCUUGCCAACUUCUGCGGCUUCCGCUUCUGCCUCCGGGGAAUAUCUGGAGCCUAGCAGUAGCAGCACCAGGGAUCAGCACCGCCAACCUUUCCUUCAGGACCAAAAGAGGCAGGAAUUACUUUUGCUUGAUAAUGAGGUUGCUUUCAAUGAGGCCAUCAUUGAGGAGAGGGAACAGGGUAUUCGAGACAUAGAAGCACAAAUCGGGGAAGCUAGUGAAAUUUUCAAGGACCUUGCUGUUCUCGUUCAUGAGCAGGGUGUGGUCAUUGAUGACAUUCAAUCAAACAUUGACAACUCUUCCUCUGCAACAACCCAAGCUAGAGUUCAGCUAGCUAAGGCUUCCAAAGGAGUUAAAUUCAGAUGCUCAUGGCUCCCUUCCAGGAAAGGAGACGAUGAGAAUACGAAUGGGAAAGAAGGAAAAGGUGAGUAUGGUGAAGAUUACGAUUCUGUUGGUGAAGAUUACGAUUCUGUGCUCUUAUAAUAUCGAUGUCUAUUUUCUGAAAUGUAAAUAUUGGAAACCAACGAUGACACUGACCAAGAUUAGGAAGGAUUAUGAUGAUCUAUCUGUGCUCUUAGAUCCAGGUGACAAAGCUUUUCCAGCAAUGAGUUUUUGGUUGGAAAAAAAAAAAAAAAAACGAUUUUGAAGGGUUAUGUUAUAUGCCCCAUUUCCCUUCCCAGAAUUUACAUGAUUGAUUUUAGAGACAUCGAUAUGCCAAUGAGAUACUAAUGUCAUUGAGAUGCUGUUGAGAUUUUGCGAGAUGCCACUAAGAGAGUGUUGAUAUGACGUUGAGAUACCGUCGUCAAGAGAGCGUCGAGAGGCCUUCGCCUUUGUGGUUCUGUAGAGAUGCCAUCAAGAGGCGUUGAGACUGACUUAGAGAAUUAAAAUGACUCAAAAUCUCUCUGAAUUCACACAAUGAAAAAUUCGUCACUUUCACAAAUGAAUUUUUAUAGCUUGGAUAUGUUUUUUCAGCCAUAUUUUAGCUUGUAUGUUGAAUAGCGGCAAAUUUAACUCCAUCCGAAGUAGUUUAGGCCGGGAGAGGAUUCGAACACAUCGCCGCACCUUGGGUGGCUGCUUUCUCUCACUUUGCCUGUCAAACAGGCGGACGGAUCAGGCGUGGAGUAAUUCUUUUCUAUUUCUAGUGAUCGUUUGGUGGGCCCAACAACUAGCGUGCGUCCGCAACACUUAUACGAUGCCGUUUCCUAAAGAUUAUUGACUUUGUCGUAUGGAUGCCAGGCUCGGGCGGCCAUUAGAAGAAAUAUAGAUAAUAAGAAAUCAGACCGGCCCAAGGGGGUUGAAGCAAUUCUUGACUGAGCAAACACAAAAUAAGUAAAUGGCAAUGCCCAUGUAAAAGUAAAGUGGCCCGGCCCCCAAACACAAAACAAUUUCAAGCGCAACUGUCUUGAGAAUUGAGAUGGUAGUGUGAAUUGGGCAGGAGAGUUUGCAGAGGUUAUGUGAAUCAUCUUCAGCGGUCACCGGCUUCUAUUUCCAUAGUCUUCCGAGGAUCUGAGUAAUUAGGAGGAUCAUCUGAUUACGAUCUGAUUGGGAUCGGAGCGGAGGUCGAACGAUGACCCCUUGUGUUUAGCCUUUGGUCUGCCUCCACCUCGUUUUUUAUUUAUUAAUUUCAUUGCGAGUGUUUUUUUAUUUAUUCGAAAACAAGUAAUCGAUUCGGGACUCAAAAUUCCGAAACUCAAAACUCAGAGAGAGAGAGAGAGAGAUUGAAGCAGCAUCAGAGGAACGAGAGAGAGAGACAGAGAAAUGGCAGCCCUAGUGUACCAGAUAUUGUCUUCCUCCGCCCUGGUAUCACUGGGACUCUACCACAUGGUGGCCACCACCCGCAACCACCUCAAAUCUCCACAGUCCUACGCCGCCAAGCCCUACCACCCCUUCCCCCUCUCCUCUUCCUCUUCCAACCUUAAUGCUCCUCAUCAUCGUCUCAGGUAUCUCCAGCUCUAUGCCAUCAUCGCCUGCCUAUUGGUCGCCGUCGUCCACCAGACCCUCACCUCCUUCGACGCCGACCCACUCCUCAAGGGCCGAACACCCGUACACCGAUUCACGUCCCUGCAGUCCGCGGCCUCUCUCUUCCUCUUUCUGCUGCUCACGCUGGCUCUCCUGCUUUCCGAGUGGGCCCCAUCGGUUCUUCCGCUGCCCUCGGAUCUGGUGUUCGGGCUGGCCGCGGCCCUCUUCUACCUGCAGUCGCUGAUGUCGUGGGGUGCGGCGUCGGUGCAGAUGUCGGAUCUGCAGGCUAAGUGCGACUCGGUUUCCGGUCGGAUCACGGCGGUGGCGUCGGGGCUGUGCGUGGUUCUGGCGUGCCAGCCGAGGGUGUUCGUAGCGGAUGUGGGGUUAGGGGCGGUCAUGUGCCUGCAGGGGCUGUGGGUAUUGCAGACGGGGCUGUCGCUGUACGUGGAGGCGUUCAUCCCGGAGGGGUGCCACAAGCUCCUGGACGUGGUGAUCGGGGUGGAGGGUUCCACCAAGUGCGACCUGGACGAGUCCCGGUACAGGGCGGUGGCCAUUCUGGAUCUGGUGUUCUUGGUGCACGUCAUGUUCGUCCUGCUCAUUGUCAUGGUCACCUACGCCGUCGUUGCCAAGUUUGUUGGAAUCCGAAGAUUAGGUUCAUAUGAGGUAUUGCCCAACGCCGCUCCCUCCUCCGACCACAACAACCACAUUCAGAUGAAAGCCUUGAGCGGCACUCAGGCUUAGUUAGCAUCCACACCCACACCUCAUUGUCGUCCAGGAGAAUCACCGGGUUGCAUGUUUAGACUUUAGAGACAAAGUGCCUAAGUCCGAGCUUAUGAAAACAGACUCAGAGUGUGGGUGGGGGUGGCAAUGUGGCCAUGCAAGAUUCGAAAGCUCUUCACUAACAUCUUCAUGAAAGACAGAAAACUGGUAUGCAAUGGGUUUAUUAGUUUACUUCUUAACUGAUGUAACUGACAUGUAAGAUCUGUUACCAUAUGCGGGGUAGAUUUUGCGGUUAGUGAAGGUACCCAAAUAUGUGCAUUUCACUGCAAAGCAAUCUCUUGUUGGUAGAUAUUUUGAAUUGGAAACUGUUUAGUUCUUUGUCAUAUGGUAUAAUCUUCAGGUGCCUUGUAAGUGAGGAGUUUCAACACGCGUUUGGAACUUUAGAUACUCUUCACCUUGGAAAUAGAUUCAAGUGGUUGUUCCAUUUGGUUUCAUGUUUUUGUACAUCUUUCUAUAUUUAUUUUGGCAGUGCUUUGUGUGUC